AGAAGGAGUGGAGGCAAGAGUCUGCCCAAACAGCAGCCUCACUCACACCUGGGGACCCGAAGUAGCUGCGUUCAGCUGAGAGCUGAAUUAGUUUACAUCGAUGCUGUAGAGAGUCAUCUCUUACAGAAGGUGCCAGCACAAUGUUGGGAUUAAAUAAGGUGGCACUCCUGCUGUCUUUCCUGGCCUCGGUGGCUGUGGGCCAAGGAUCUGUGAGGACCGAGAGCCAGUCAGACAAGCGCAGGAGAGUGGCCUUCAACACGUACACUGACUCAGCGACAACAGGCGUGACUGAGUGGACAUCUUGGUUCAACAUUGACCAUCCUGGGGGAAAUGGAGACUAUGAGCGUCUGGAGGCGAUCCGUUUCUAUUACAGAGAGAGAAUCUGUGCACGGCCUACAGCCAUGGAAGCUCGUACUACAGACUGGGUGGCAGCAGCAGAUACAGGGGAAGUGGUCCAUUCUAGUCUGGAGAAAGGAUUCUGGUGCAUCAACAAAGAACAACCACACGGCCGCAUUUGUUCUAACUACCAUGUUCGCUUCCAGUGCCCCCCAGUGCAGAGCUACUGGACUGACUGGAGUGAGUGGGGUCCUUGUUCAACCACUGUUUGUAAUGAUGUGGGUGUCCAAGUCCGCCGGAGGAAAUGUGUGAGCGCUCAGGCCAUGCCUCUGCUGUUGGUGCCAGCAUGUCAGGGUCACCAUUCAGAGAGGAGAGAGUGCACCACCCCUCCAUGCACAGCUAACUGGAGUCCAUGGGGUCGCUGGGGAUCAUGUUCAGUGACCUGUGGUGGAGGUCGUAGGAUUAGGAGAAGGACAUGUGUAAGGACUUCAGCGACAGUACAGUGUGUGGGACGGCCUGUUGAAAUCCAGAAAUGUGGAAAGAGUCCAUGCCCAGCCAAAUGCCAGUAUGUGUGCACUGAAGGCCAUCCCAGCGAAGACUGCAGUCACUGCGUGUGCAAAGGCCACGUGCUGCAUGGAGAUGUCCACAGUGUGACUGGUGUCCCUGUGGCAGGAGCCUUUGUGUCGCUAGCCAGCCAUCCUAAGGUCAUCCGUGCCCAUACAGAUGCCAAGGGUCACUUCAGGAUCUUAGGAAUCUGCUCCUCCAGCUCAACUCUAAUCACCAUCAAGAAGGAAAAGUUUGCCCCUAUCACUGUCUCCACUUCCAGUAACACCACAGGCGUGUCCUGGGCACAGGCUGUUCUCAGAUCAGCUGAAAAGCCAUACAUUGUGACGCACCCAGAGGACAAAGUGCGUUAUGAGGGAGGACGGGUGCUGUUAUGCUGCAAGGCAACAGGAUCACCAACACCUGACAAAUACUACUGGUAUCACAAUGGGACUCUGUUGGAGAGGAAGGUGUACAAAUAUGACGAGGACCUUGUACUGCGAGAUCUGAAGCCAGAGCAGGCAGGACAGUAUUACUGCAAAGCCAGCAGCCCUGCAGGAAGCAUCAAAUCCUCCCCCGCUUUCCUUGCUGUAAUUGAGAAAGGAACACCAGCAUGCAAUUCUACCCCUGAAACACAUCUCAUCAGACUACCCAUGGACUGUGUUCAACCUGGGACCAACUCCAAGUACUACAAUGCUGGCCGCUGCCCGCACAACAAAUGUGCUGGUUCCCUAGACUUUGAUAUGCGUUGCAGAGAUGGAGCUGGAUUCUGCUGCGGAAUUAAAAAUAUGGAAAGUCGAAUUAUUGACUGUGGUAGCUACAGCCUCCCCAUCCGUGCUGUGACACAGUGUGGUUGUCAGAAGUGUGUGCAGCCGACUGUGUUGGUUCGUGGUCGAGUAGUUACAGCUGACAAUGAUGAGCCUCUGCGUUUUGGGCACAUCUACAUUGGUAAAGAGAGAGUGGGUACCACUGGAUACCAAGGAGGCUUCACGUUACAGAUUACCCCUGACACACAGAGAUUAGUAGUAAAUUUUGUCGAUCCUGCUCAAAAGGUUAUUGACACUCCUAAGGUUUUCAUCUUUGACAAGAAAGGUGGAUCUAUUUACCACAAUGUUAAAGUGAUGAGAAAGCAACCACCGAUUGAUAUCAAUGCAGGAGAGAUCAAUUCUAUUAACCUUGGAGAAAUUAAAGGUGAAGAUCCUAUAGGGCAGUUAGUCAUUCCACCUAAUUCUUUCCAUAAGGAUAAUGGAGAGAUCUACGAGGGGACUGUCAAAGCCAGUGUCACAUUCAUCGACCCAAGAAACAUCACUACAGCAGCAGCGACCCCUGGCGACCUUAACUUUGUGGAUGAUGAAGGUGACAUGCUCCCUUUGAGGACCUAUGGCAUGUUCUCUGUGGACUUCAGAGAUGAAACCAACAAGGAGGUACUUGGAGCUGGAGCAGUCCAAGUCCUCCUGGACACACAGCAUGUCAAAAUGCAAGAGCACAUACCCCAAAUGAAACUGUGGUCUUUAAAUCCAGACACAGGAGUCUGGGAAGAGGAGAGUGACUUUUCCUACAGCACGCCAACUACCGGUGGUCAUGGAAGGAACAAGCGCGAAGAGCGGACAUUCCUUAUAGGCAACAUGGAAAUCAGAGAACGGAGACUCUUCAAUUUAGACGUACCUGAAAAUCGACGCUGCUAUGUCAAAGUUCGUGCCUACAUGAGCGACAAGUUCCUACCUAAUGAACAGCUGGAGGGUGUUGUAAUUAGCUUGAUAAACUUGGAACCCAAGCCUGGUUAUUCUUCUAAUCCCAGGGCAUGGGGCCGCUUUGACAGUGUCAUAACAGGACCCAAUGGGGCCUGUUUACCAGCUUUCUGUGAUGCCCAGAGGCCUGAUGCUUACACAGCUUAUGUCACAGCAAUGCUGGGUGGGGAGGAAUUGGAGGCAGCUCCUUCCUCCCCAAAGAUGAAUCCAAACAUUAUUGGAGUCUCUCAGCCCUAUCUAGAUAAAAUAGACUACCAGCGUUCAGACCAUGAGGAUCCAGCAUUAAAGAAAACAGCCUUCAAAAUCAACUUAGCAAAGCCCAAUCAAAACAAUUUCGAUGAGACCAAUGGGCCAAUAUAUCCAUAUCAGAAUUUAAUAGCUUGUGAAAAUGCCCCUGUUGAUGCUAAUCAUUUCAGGUUUUUUAGAGUAGAAAAGGACAAGUACGAAUACAACGUUGUUCCCUUUGAGGAGAAUGAUUUGACAACCUGGACAGGAGACUACCUGUCCUGGUGGCCUAAUCCCCAAGAGUUUAGGGCAUGCUUCAUCAAGGUCAAAAUUCUUGGACAGAAAGAAGUGAUGGUCAGGUCAAGGAAUCUGGGUGGAACACACCGACAGACAAAGGGCCAGCUUUAUGGAAUUAGAGACAUUCGCAGCACUCGGGAUAUGCGAGAAGCCAAUACCUCAGCAGCAUGUGUCGAGUUCAAAUGCAGUGGCAUGUUGUUUGACCAAGCUGAGGUGGAUCGGUCCCUCAUAACAAUCCUUCCACAAGGCAACUGCCGCAGAAUCAAUACCAACAACCUCCUACAAGAGUAUCUCAUUAAACAUCCACCAGUGGCUCAAAACAAUGAGUCUCAUGGGUUCACCAUGUUAGCACCCGUUGACCCUUUAGGACACAACUAUGGUAUUUACACAGUCACAGACCAGAAUCCUAGAGUGGCCAAGGAGAUUGCUAUUGGGCGUUGCUUUGAUGGCACCUCAGAUGGUUUCUCCAGAGAGAUGAAGUCAGAUUCUGGAGUUGCACUGACCUUCAGUUGUCCAGAGAGGAAAAUUAACAGGGAAAGCCUGUUCCAGCGUCUGCAGACCAACCCAGGUCAAACUUUGUCUCAGAUGGCGAGGGACAUGAGGGAGUCUGAGGGGCUGCAGGUGCAGAGAUCUUCCACCCAGGUGGUGGCUUAUCCUUCAGAGCAACGAGGAAGCACCCAGAAUCGCAGAGUCACCUCAACAACCAGGAGGAGAGUAUCCACGCGCAUGCAGCAACGCCAAUAGAAAUGACAAAAAGUCUUCAGCUGAGGCCCAUACGAUGGCAUCAAAUUCAGAAGAUUGUCUGUCUGGUAAUGAGUGUGAAUUCCCCCUUGACUAUGAAAAUCACAAACCGGAGACAAACAGCAGUUCAGCAAAAUCAUCAAGUCUGAUGCUUACUUGAAGGAUUUGGUAUAUUAAUUUCUCCCUUCUGUGGUAAAAGACAAGUAUCAUUUGUCUUUAUGUAACUCUGUGACCGACCGAAAUGGCUUUGCUCUUAUUUUAUGAAUGAAUAAACUAAAUUGAUGGUUGAGAUUGGAACGUUUAUAGAUCUAAUUUGUGGCAUUCCACUUCCAUAGUGAGCGUUUUUGCUGACACGUCUGAAUGCUUGAGUUGAAACCAGAAAUUUAAAAACUAUAAAUACUAUGGUAAACCCCUAACACUUGGUAAUUGGCCAUUGCUUUCCACUGAACUCAUGCUUUUCCUCACGAUCAGAGAGAAACCAACAUGAGGUCCUUGUUGUCUGCAGUAGACACUGAACCCUUUUUAUACAAACUGAAAAACUGUCCAAGAAGGGGAGGAACAUGCAAAAGAGACAGUGGGGUGAGGCAUGCCACCCAGGGAACAGAGGAUGUUUUCAGUCAUGCUUCUCAGUUUUUCAUUAGUGUGCCAUAUUGCCAACUGUGAUUCAGACAGACAUUCUUCCACACUUACUUAAAAUGUGCAAGACUGAGGUUGUCGCCAAGACAAGCAGGGACCUUACUUGUAGCCGACAGUUCAAAAUAAAGAUAAUUGUUUUUGGAGGCAUGACAUAAUUUCCUUUCCCCCUCUGCACAUUCCACAUUAGAACAUCACCAAACAAAGUGUUACUUAUAAUAAUCUAUUCCUCAAUAUUUCACUUUCUCGGUAAGAAGCUCUUUCAGGGUCUAAAUGAACUUUAUUUUUGUUGUUGGGCAAAGUGUUUGCAAGCUGCCUUUAUAUUUUGAAGUGCAAUAAGUAUCAUUAAACUUGAGAAGUAUUAAAAUUCAGCAUGUUUCAAUCAGUACAUGAAAAGUGCUGCUGGUGAAUUAAAUAACUUUCAUGUUGCAUGUUGUGUGGCUAAAGUAUUUGUACCAGAUCUUGCACAAGAAUCUUAUUGUUAAUGUUGCUGUGUGAUUUUCAGCAAAUAACUCUGUUGUGUAACUCUCCUCUGACUCUUGAAGCCUUUUUUUUUUUUCAUUCUUUGUAGCACGACUCAGCUGAUUUUCCAAUAACCUUUUUGACUUCAGUUUGCAAUCUUGUUAUUAGGACACAAAACUCUCAGUGGAGCCUUUUCUCCAUUAAUGAAACGUGAUUUUUUUUAAGCAUGUGAGUUCAGAAGUGACGCAGCUUUGUUUACUGGUCAGGUUUUUAUUAAUCCUGCCCAGUAAGUAUGAAUAGCAAUGUAAAUAAGUGUAGACUAUACAGCCCUAUAAAUAUGGAAAUAGAUAUAUUAAAUGACAGUUUGGCUAUUUUAACUGAACUCAGUAAUUGGCAUGAAGUAUACUCGGCGAUAAAAUCUCUUGUUUAUCUGCAAUAUGGGCUUUUGCAGACCCAUGGGAGAAUCUCUUCAAGCUGAACUAAUCCAAAAAUGAAUAAGGGGCACCAUGGACCUUGGAGAAACCAGAAGAGGCUGACAAGUAAAUAUAAGCCUGCUGCUAAUUAGAAAAUAAAUUACACAUUCUCUUGAGGACUGUAAAAACAGUUCAACUUUCACAAACAACCAAACUUAACUCAAAUAAUCAGCAAUAAAUUGGGCACAAGAGUAUUAUGGACACAUAUUUACUUUGAAAUUGCUCCCGAGCUCUGUGUACAGUUAACAUCUGAUUUUUUUUUAAAGCUUAGUUCAUUUAUGGCAUUAUAUCUUUCAUUUGAUAGUUUGAUAGAUGCUGUAAAUGGUGCCAUUGCAAACUUGUGUGAAUCUUUCCAUGUAGAGCACACACCAGGAUAUCACUCCAGUGAUCUAUAGAGUGGCAGUCUGUGCAACCUUCCGCAUUAUCAUUGACCUCUCUAAUCGCAGGCCUGUGGGCUGUCUGUGAAUAAACAGUUCAGAUGUUCAGUUGAAAACAAACAUCUCCCAGCAGCAGAUACAGCAUCCACCCUGUAAGAAAGAUGAUGAUUGAAUCCAGGUGUGGGAAGAGAUAAGUCCUAUAAAAUGCAAUAGUUUGUGAGGUCAGCUGAAAAGGCCCAACAGAUGUAGAGCAACUAAAGGAAAUGUUAGACCAAAGACAUCAGAAGGAGGAGAAGCAAGAUUAUCUAGUGAUGGGUUUAAUCAUUUCAGGGUAUGGUCUGAAUAGGAAAAAAGAGGAAGGGAAAAUAUUAGUGGUCUUUGGCCUCAUAGUCCAUCACUUACAAAAUCUUGAGCUUUGAAAGUGGUUGCACAUGGAAGAAUGCAGAUUUUCUUCAGGGAAUGCUUUGACAGGAGAAUUGGCUUAUUCAUGAGAAGAAGUUAUCAGGAGAGUUUGAAGGACAAGGUAACAAUAAUAGCCUGAGUAAACCAUUAUGUAAGGCUUUGCAUGGAAAAAUAAGCUGUGCUCUCCAAACAGCCACUUUGUCUUUAGGGAACUUCAAAGGAGAUUAAAGAAACUCUGUAAUGUUUGGUUUAAUCACUCAAGAAAAAGUUUCCAGAGUCUUUAAAAUCAAAUAAAGACAGUUAAAGCCUGAAUCCACCAGAUAAAAGACGAUGAAAAUAUUCCUUUUUAAUGAAAAGAAAAUGUUUGUCUCAUUGACUCACUGGCAGUCGUACUAGCAACCCUUUACUUCAUUCAGAGUCAGUAUCACAUAUAUUUGAUGUAUUUUUGUUUUAUACAUCUAAAUAAACUGCUUGACAUCUGGAGUUAACUGGGUGCUGGCUGUAAUUUUAUGUUUAACCCAUCAAAGUAAGGGUGCCAUCAAUAAUAUCAUCUCCAAACUCUGGCAAAGAGGAGAAUGAGCAUUAUUCUUACAAUAGGGAACUAAUGUCUAAAGCUAUUGUAGUGCUAUUGUAUAGCUACAGCUGUGCUGAAUUCUAGAGUGGUUGAAAAUUGGGUAUUUUCACAUGUAUUUUAAUUCAUUUGGCAAUUUUUUUUUUUUUGUGGCAACUGAUAUUUGAAAAAAAUAAUCUGAGAAGUUGAUUUCUAUUCAAAAUACGUGACCUGAGUUUGCCUCUGUCAUAGAAAUGUUUCUGCCAAACCUUGACUUUAAAGUGGAAAAGCACAAGUCUCUGAAUCCACCAGAAACCAUCCACAAUUUAUCAGUAACUUAAGCAUGAACGGACAUAUCCAUUUUCUCUUCUGUACAGUCCAGCAGGGUCUCAGGGUGAUCAUAAUUUAUUCACAAGACGGUCAACCUUACACCUUUCCACCAUUUUCCGGAGUAUGUGGAGAGGUGCAUAUUUGCCACUGUGCCCCAGGAAGCAAUCCUGAGUAGUAAAAGAAUUACAUAAAUCAACUCUUGAUAAUAUGCUGUAAUGCUAGCUAUUGCAUGGAGAUGCAGAAUGCUUUAUUUCUCUCUGAAUUAAGUUUUUAUGUGUAAAUUGUGUAUUGUAUUAAAUUUGGUAUAAAUGUAUGAACAAAAAACUGUAAAUAAAUGAUUUUGUGUAAACAUUUUGGCUGAU
Molecule: messenger RNA, 7479 nt
Organism: Archocentrus centrarchus (flier cichlid)
Lineage: Eukaryota; Metazoa; Chordata; Actinopteri; Cichliformes; Cichlidae
Gene: cilp2
Product: cartilage intermediate layer protein 2
Exons: 10
Coding region: 141-3893 (1250 amino acids)
Source: RefSeq, a predicted model, not a curated record